Molecule: messenger RNA, 654 nt
Organism: Tetrahymena thermophila SB210
Lineage: Eukaryota; Ciliophora; Oligohymenophorea; Hymenostomatida; Tetrahymenidae
Product: transmembrane protein, putative
Exons: 1
Source: RefSeq, a predicted model, not a curated record
AUGAUUUUGAUAGAAGCUUUGCUUAAUUAAUUAUUAUUGAUAAAUGAGUAAAAAAUAAUUAUAUUUAUUAUAAAUAAAUAAUUUUAAUUAUAAAUAAUAUACUGUAAAGGUUCAUAUAUUAAGGCACCUCGAUUUCAGUUUAGAUACCUCACUUACCGACUUCGAAAAAAUUAAAAAAAUUUAUUUUUUAAAAAAAAUAACAUGUAAUAAGAUUACACAGCAUAUAUUAUUUCAAAUUUAAAGCUUUCUAAAAACUCAAAAAUAAAGCUAUUUUAAGCUUAUUUAGCUUUAUUUAUUAUGUUAUUAAAAUAUAUACAUUUCGCUUUUUGUAAAUUAAAUAGACAAUUCACUCUAUUAUUACUUUAAAUUAUCUUUAUGACAUUUAUUUGUUUUUAUUAAAAUAUUUUGAAAAAGCUAUCUAAUUUCUUUGCAUAGCUAAAUAUUUUAAUUGCACAUUAAUAAAAUUAGUAUUUAUAUCUUAAAAAUAAUAAUAUUUAUUUAAUAAUAAAUUUAUUACUUUAAAUUUUAACUAAUUUAAACAAUGUUAGUAAAUAAAAUAAGAAGUGUAGAAAAUAAUUAAAUGGAAAAUAUAUACAUAAAUAAUUUACAAUAAAAUUUACAUAAUUUAACUACUCAUUUAUUCUUUAUGGAUGA